Rhodamnia argentea is the source of this 3642-nucleotide messenger RNA. Its product is annotated as protein ENHANCED DOWNY MILDEW 2-like. NCBI's taxonomy places the organism in Eukaryota, Viridiplantae, Streptophyta, Magnoliopsida, Myrtales, Myrtaceae. The coding region runs from base 214 to 3432 and encodes 1072 amino acids. The transcript is spliced from 19 exons. The record is from RefSeq and is a predicted model, not a curated record.
UCCUUCCGCAGAGUUUCAUUCCCUCAAUCGCUCGCUCCCUUUCUGCAUCGGAAAUAUUUCCAUCUUCCCCCCUACUCUCUAUCUCUCUAGAAAACACUUCACCGUCUUCUUUGCCAAAUGCUUUCUAGGGUUUCACUCUCGAACGUUGAGUGAAGACGUCUGGUCUUGUCGCUGCAGUAUCUUGUCAGCUAAGGCUAAGAAUCAAAUCUAAAAAUGGAAUCUUCUGACGAAGAGGGUGAAAUAUUACCUCAUGUGACGGACUAUCAUCUUAUUGAUCAUGAGAACAAGCCUGUUUCCUUUUCUGUUUUGCCUCUCCUGUGGUCGGACGAUGAUAUUUCAGUUGAAUUGCAAACUCAAGUACACUUACGUGGGAUGGUAGAUGAUGGGCUUCAACACAUCUGUAAGGAGGUGACUGCAUGGAAGUAUGAACUCUCCUAUGUGCAUCCUGAGAUCUAUGUUCUUUCCAAGGAUAAGAGGUGGCUACAGCUCGACAGUCCGAAGAAGUCGUUUCACCAAACUAUAAGAACUAUUUUGGUUACUGUCUACAGUCUUCAUUUUGCAAAGAAAUCCCCCCAGGAGUCUUAUGUAUCCAUGUGGAGUCAUUUGCAAAACCUGAAAGCUUUCAGGAGGUAUGAUGUCAAACCUUCUCAUGAAGAUCUGUUGGAUCAUGUACCAUUGAUCAUGGAAGCUGCCAAAAGAGAUAAAGACUUGGCGAAAUCUGUGUGUCUGGUCACUUUUCUCGAGGAACAUCAGGCCCAUAGACUUUCACGAAAGGACAUUCCAGCUGAAAGAAAAUCCAACUUCAUAGUAGCCAAUAAUGAUAAUGGCGGUACCUUGGAUUCUCAAGACGAAAGUGAGGAAGAAUUUUUUGAUACAAUGUGUGCGAUUUGUGAUGAUGGGGGAAAAGUACUUGCUUGUGAAGGGAGAUGCAUGAGAUCCUUUCAUGCGACUUUAGGUGCUGGGAUUAACUCUUCGUGUAAAACUCUUGGCUUCAUCGAUGAUGCUCAAGUCGAAGCUAUUCCCAGAUUCUUUUGUAACAACUGUAAGUAUAAAAUGCACCAAUGCUUUGCAUGUGGAGAGUUGGGUUCUUCUGACAGUGCUUUAGGUGCAGAGGUUUUUCCUUGUAUUUCUGCAACUUGUGGCCAUUUCUAUCACCCAGAAUGUGUAUCACAACUGAUCCAUCGCGGUGAUGAAAGGCGGGCUCAAAAGCUUAAAGAGAACAUUGCUGCAGGCGAAUCAUUUACUUGUCCAGUUCAUAAAUGUGUUAUUUGUCGGCAAGGUGAAGAUAAAGAGGUUCAUGAAUUGCAGUUUGCAGUCUGUAGACGCUGCCCUAAGGCCUACCACAGAAAGUGCUUACCUCUGUCUAUUUCUUUCAUGAGUGAUGGAAGUCAGAAUAUUAUCCAAAGGGCUUGGGAAGGUUUUUUGCCAAAGCGAAUCCUUAUAUACUGUAGGAAUCAUACCAUAGAUAGAAGGCUUAGGACACCAGCUAGAAAUCACUUAAAAUUUCCUAAUGGUGGACUGAAGAUGAAAGGGAUGCUUACUUACAAAGUGGGCAUUGAUGAUUUGAAGAGAAGCAACACUUCUGAAAAUCAAGCAAAGGAAAAAGCUGUUGCGAAGAUGCCAAAAUCAGUUGAUGACGUUUUUAGAAAAGGUAAAAUUGGUGUUGUCAGAGAAAGUUCAAAAAUUGGAGCUACAACAAAAGUAAGCAGAAUUGAUGCUGUAAAGAAGUCAUUGACGAUCAACAAGUCCCUAGGUAAAAAAGGUGGAAAGUUCAUAGUGAAGAGAAGCUCACAGGAAGACAGUGUCUCAUCAUCUAAGUCAGUGCCAUAUUUGGAGAAGAAAAGGCGGAAGAUUAUGCCUAGCUCAAUCUCAGAUAGGACUGUGAUGGAAAAAGAGAGAAAUUCCGCAAGCAGUGCAAUGGAAGAUCGAAUGUUGGCUUUUAUUGAGCAAGCCUCUUGCGAAUUUAAUGCCGAAAGAUUAGCGGGGAAGCAGAGCAUAUCCGCAUCACAUGCUCCUGGUUCAAAGUUCAUUUUGGACAAGACCAUAACACUGAGCAAGGUCGAGGGCUUUGUGAAGGCGAUUCGAACAGCAUUGCAGAAGCUAGAAGAAGGAUGUGCAAUUGAGGAAGCUAAAGAAAUAUGUGAACCAGGGAUCCUCAGACAGAUACUUAUAUGGAAGAAGAAGUUGAAAGUGUAUCUUGGACCAUUUAUUCAUGGUCCACGCUAUACAUCAUUUGGACGCCAUUUCACUAAAGUGGAGAAGCUUCAGGAGAUUGUCAAUAGGCUCCAGUGGUACGUGCAAAAUGGGGACACUAUAGUGGAUUUCUGUUGUGGUUCUAAUGAAUUCAGUUGUCUAAUGAAAGAAAAGCUCGACAAAAUAGGGAAGUGCUGCUUUUUCAAAAACUACGAUCUGUUCCCUCCCAAGAUUCUUUUUCAAUUUGAGAAGAGAGAUUGGAUGUCUGUCAAUGUAGAGGAAUUACCAGAUGGAUCUCAACUGAUUAUGGGCCUUAAUCCACCUUUUGGUGUCAAUGCGUCUCUGGCAAAUCAGUUCAUCAAAAAAGCUCUUACAUUCAAGCCUAAGCUCCUCAUUCUUAUAGUCCCACGAGAAACCAAACGACUUGACAUUGGAGCCGAUCCAUAUGAUUUGCUUUGGGAGGACUGUGAGCUGCUAUCGGGAAAGUCGUUUUACCUUCCAGGAUCUAUUGAUGUGCACAACAAACGGCUGGAGGAUUGGAAUCUAACAACCCCACCUCUUUAUCUUUGGAGUCGUCAUGAUUGGACUUCCAAGCACAAGACAAUAGCUGAAGAGCAUGGGCAUAUUUCCAAACAAGAAUAUGUUAGACAUGAAGAAACAAAUGCCGGAGCAGCCAUCUCAAACUAUCUGAUGGAAGAAAAUUAUGAUUGCUAUCAGGAUUACUCCUCUGCAGUGAAUGCCAACAACGAUUUGUCCAGCAUAUUCGAUGAUUUUCCAGAUGAUGAUGCCAUUGAUGGAGUUGGCCCGCUCAUUGCCAAUUCCAAGAGUUUUCUGGAAUGUGUACCACCCGUAGCUUUUGAAAACCCGAUGGCGAAACCGCAAGCAGGAUUUUGGAAUCUCCAACCGAACCAUCAUGGACAUGUUCCCACGCAGUCCGACCAUCACAGAGCUUUCGAAGUUCCAGGAAUGCGACCGCCAGGCAGCUUUUGGAAUCUCCAAUCGAACCAUCAUGGACAUGUUCCCACGCAGUCCCACCAUCACAGAGCUUUUGAAGUUCCAGGAAUGCGACCGCCAGGCAGCUUUUGGAACCAACCAAAUUCUCAUGGUUCCACAGAGUAUGGGACGACUUCGCUGCAUCUAGGAGGUAUUGCUUUACCUAACCAGCAAUCUGCCUCGCAGCCAUUUGGUUACUGGCCGCGGCCUUCAUCCUGUGAACAGCCGCCGCAGUUUCCCUUUUGAUAAAAUACUAAAUAGCGUGCAGUUUGGACUCUCGGUGGCAGCAUAACUCUGUAUCUCAUCUUCUUCUGAUGGUGACUUGUACAUGCUGUCUGCUAUCCUUAAAGACCAUUUAGCUAAACUAAAAUCGACUUAGCGAACAUAGCGUUCUUUUAUGAUAUUUUAGAGUGGCAGGAGUUUUUUUUUUUUUUCUUCCCUAGUACAUUUCUCUUU